Geodia barretti is the source of this 225-nucleotide messenger RNA. The record is from the annotation of a GenBank genome assembly. Lineage: Eukaryota; Metazoa; Porifera; Demospongiae; Tetractinellida; Geodiidae.
AUGAGUGAUUUGGCAAAUCGUGUGGCAGCCAUCAUUCCAGGAAAAUGGAUGGAAGUUGCUAUUCAGCUGGAGAUUAGAAUGGGAGCAAUUGAUGCAGUUCGUGGAGAGAAUCGCAAGUGUUUUCAACAGUUCAUGGCUAUUCUGGACAUAAUGGGAGCGAUCUUCAAGUCCUCCAUUCACCUGGAACACCUUAGUCAGUGUCUUGAAAUCUCCAUCAGUCAAUGA